This is a messenger RNA of Punica granatum (pomegranate), 318 nucleotides long. NCBI's taxonomy places the organism in Eukaryota, Viridiplantae, Streptophyta, Magnoliopsida, Myrtales, Lythraceae. The record is from RefSeq and is a predicted model, not a curated record.
AUGGGAGGUUGCACGAGCAGGCCCAAGGACUUGGACAUCAGCGCUGAUGCUGCCCCUGUUGAGGGCCCCUCCAGCCCGGUGAAGGCCGAGGCCGAGGCACCCGCUCCGGAGAACACUACUAAUGGAGGUGAGGCCGAGAAGGAAAAGGAAGCUCCUCUUGUAGACGUCUCCGAGCCGAAGCCUGAGGCCGAGGCCGCGACCAAAUCUGUGGAGCCAGCUCCAGCCACAACCGAGGCCGAGAAGACAGAAGUGGAGGCGGAGACAAACGUUGAAGCCGCUGCCCCUGAGCAGAAGCCCGCCGAUGCCGAGAAAGCCUAA